CUCAUUUAAAAACAAACACGUAUUGUGCACCAGUUUACAUCGGAGGCUGGGUGUAACAGUUCUCCAUAAGGGGUUUCAAUACAGGGGUUUCGAUGCAUCUGUGCUCACAGGAAAGAAGUAUUAUGUUGUUUCAGCUCUACUGUAGCAACAAAGGACAUGAAGAAAUCGGUGACGUCAGCCUAUGAAGGAUUUCCUCCUCUUCUCGUGAGACAAUCACUUUUCUAACUUUGACACGUUGCUUGGGGAUGUGUACAGUCUUUCCAAAUUUAAUCCACACAUUAAUGUAACAGUUGCACGCAUUUUGGAUUUUCUGUAUAUUUUUUUGAUAUAUACCUGGUGGCUGGUUCUAUUUUCUGUGGUACUGCACGGCAUUACCUUUUUUUUUUUAACGGUCGUCAUUAACUUGAAAACAAGGAACGGAGAUGAAAUACUGUGCAGUCUAUACUGCUGUCGCCCAGGUCGUUUUGCUCCUAACUUUACUAAAGGGACCCCCUUCUGGUAAAGCAGAAGAAGCCUCUUGUCACGGAGCAUUUGAUCUUUAUUUUGUGUUGGACAAAUCUGGCAGUGUAGCAGACAACUGGGGAGAAAUCUAUGGAUUUGUAGAGCAACUCACUCAAAGAUUUGUAAGUCCAAGGAUGAGGUUGUCCUUUAUAGUGUUUUCAUCAAAAGCUGAAACCAUGAUGCCUCUGACUGGAAACAGAGAUGAAAUUAACAAAGGGCUUGAUAAAUUGAGCAAAGUGAUCCCUGCAGGUGAAACGUAUAUGCACGAAGGGAUCAAACAGGCACGGAUACAGAUAGAAAAGGAAGGGGGUUUGAAGACAUCCAGUAUUAUUAUUGCCCUUACGGAUGGGAUGCUGGUGGAUUUGCUGCUGCCAUAUGCAAUAGAAGAAGCGAAAAAGGCAAGAACCUUUGGUGCAAGAGUGUACUGCGUAGGAGUUAAAGAUUUUGUUGAAGAGCAGCUUGCAGAGAUUGCAGACACCAAAGACCAAGUCUUCCCUGUCAACGAUGGAUUUCAUGCUCUUAAAGGCAUAAUUAAUUCAAUUUUGAAACAGUCCUGCACUGAGAUUUUAAGUGUUGAACCCUCAAGUGUGUGUGUCAAUGAGUCAUUUUCAGUUGUUUUAAGAGGAAAUGGCUUCAAACUUGGUCGAAACAGAGUCACUUGCACCUUUCUUGUCAAUGGAAAUACAAUUAAUGAGAAGCCAAGUGAAGUGCUGGAUAAUUAUCUGGUCUGUCCAGCGCCCACGCUACAUGAAGUUGGACAGACGAUCGAUGUGCUGGUUAGUUUAAACGAUGGGCAGUCCUUCAUAUCCAGUGCUGUUACAGUCACUGCCUCUUCUUGUUCUGAUGGUACAGCUGUCGCCAUUGUCUUUCUGGUGUUGUUCAUCUUGCUUGCACUUGCACUAAUGUGGUGGUUUUGGCCCUUGUGCUGUAAAUUGGUUAUUAAAGACCCUCCACGACCACCACCCCCAGCUCCAAAACCUAAACCAGAAGAGGACCCACUGCCAAACAAGAAAUGGCCAACUGUAGAUGCCUCUUACUAUGGAGGUAGAGGUGCUGGCGGGAUAAAACGCAUGGAGGUUCGCUGGGGAGAAAAAGGAUCCACUGAAGAAGGUGCCAGAUUAGAGAAAGCUAAAAAUGCUAUAGUGUGUGAGCCAGAGAACACUGAAGAGCCAAUGCUAAGGAAGCCUGCCAGACCUCCUCCUAUAUCCCAAACCUCUGAAUCAAAAUGGUACACCCCGAUCAAGGGUCGUCUGGAUGCUUUGUGGGCCUUGUUGCGGAGGCAGUAUGACAGAGUUUCUUUAAUGCGCCCACAGACGGGUGAUCAGGGUCGCUGUAUAGACUUCAGUCGUGUUCAGAGCCAGUAGAAGAAAACUAUUUGGGCACAUUCAUUGUGUGUGUAACUACCUACUGAAGACAGCAGUAAACCGGUUACCAGUUUACAAAGAACCUCACCACUUUGCUUUAAAACCACUAUGUCUUUUGGCCUUCCUUGAAUUUGUGCAGUUUGAGGCAUAGAUCACCCUUUUACCUCUUUUAAAUUCUUCUGCAUUCUUAAGCACCUUAUUAAGCUUUUAUAUCCUAAUAACCUACUGGUUUUAAUCAUGAAAGGGCCAUCAGUGCACCACCAGUACCACUCUGUGCCGUUUGGUUUUGCGAAGCACCUUUGUGCACACCGAAUACUUAUCAUAUUCUGUCCAUGUUGUGCCUUCUGUGGAAAACCUAAUUUAAUGGACACAGACGGCAGUGAUUUAAACAAAACAAAAAAAAAAUCAGAGAUAAAAAGAAGCUGGUUGCUGUUGGCGAGGAAAUAAAAAUAAUCCCGAUGGGCCUAACAAGUACCAAAGUCUGUUGCCUUUUGGCGACGUCUCAUCACAAAAUCUUUCCAACUACACCAUCAUUUAAUGCCUAGCGGGAGCGUUCUGGCUGAAAAUCUUGUCAUUUUAACACUGAAAAGUGCACACGCAUGACAAAAUGUAGACAGGAUGCCCCAAGGUAUUGGAAGCAGCAAGACUUUGCCCUUUUUGAAGACACCUUUCUUUCAUUAUGCACCCGGGACAGAAAAAUUAAUAGAGCGUUAUUGUACUGCAAGACAGCCUGUAACCAAAGAUCUUCGGCAGGGUUUGAGGGACUGAUACUUCAAGACCUUGACAUGGUGGCUGGUGUUUUAUUUUCAUUUUUAUCACCACUGUAAGUUCAGUAACAUAUAAAGCAUCAUCAUCUAUAAACAUACCUAUCAGUUUUAGGAUUUUUUAAAAGAAAAAUACAGCAGUCUCAAUGCUGGUAUGUAUCUCCACUGUUUCAAAUCUCCAAGGGUCCCUCCGCGUCACAACCCAGCAACUCUCUUUGCAUGAGAAUCUCAAAGUUUAAUUAAUAUAAUUAAAGGCAACAGCAAGCAGCAGCCUGUGAAGAUUUUGAUCAUCUUUUUUAUGCCUUUUGACAUUGAAUGACCUAUUACUGUAUGCGCAUUACUCAGAUUUUGAGGAGCACCACCAUGCCUUGGUAACGUUAAGACAGGUCCCAAAUAAAAAAAAAACAAAGCAAAAUAGAAACAAAAAAGGGCACACUAUUGUUCAUUUUCAGAGAGUAUAUCCAUAGAGCCACACAGGCCCUUGCAAAGACAACGGGCGAUGUAUUUGUAAAAUGUUUCAAGCGCCCUGUCACGUCGGCACUCCCAAGUGAUGUUAGUGUGAGCGGAAACACUGUGGGGGAGGAAGGAGUCAGCAGCUGAAGAAAAAGGCUCGAACGAUCUAGUCACUUUCGAUACGGUACUUCAGAUGCAAAAUGGAUAUUCGAGUCGAAACCUGACAAAGCGCGCCUGCUUUGAUGUGAACUGGUAUAGACAAUGACCAGUGGCUGGGUCAGUGGGAUGUCUCUCUGCAAGCAGGGAAGCUUAUCAAAUGACACUAAAAAUAAGUUCAACAACCAUCACGUUUGAGGGGAAUAGGCGAACAUUUCACAUUUGGUGGGCAUGCAAGUGCGCGAGAUGGGAAUAGCGUGGCGAAGCGUCCUGGUCUAAUUAUUCCUUUGUGCUCUUCAUGGAAAUAGCAAGGGACAUAAAUUAUUCUCUUGGUCGACUUCCAAAUGCGUGGGGCUGCCGGAAGAAGCUUUUACACAGAGCCACUUUCAGAAUAUUUUUCUUAACUUUUAUUUAUGUCAACAGUGCUAUUAAAGCUAUGGCACAUAUACACAGAAAUAAAAUGUAUUUUACCUUCCGGUUUUAUUUUCUUUUGUGCUAAUAAUGUGAAAGCAAAGGGCUGUAAAUAACCUACAUUAAUGAGCUAUUUAUUCACACCAGUCACAACACAGAUCUUCCUCUCAAUGACAUUUCACAUGAAAUAUGGGGCUAAUUGCCGGUGGUGCCACAUCAUGGAUAGCAGCUUUUUUCUUACAUUUCAUAGCUCAGAAAAUAAAGCGUUAAUAGUUUUAUCUGCAUAUGGUACAGAAAUGUAAAAGUUGAAUACGAUCUUGCAUAUUACUGUACCUGUCACUGCACUGGGAGAUAAAGAGUGUGACCUUUUAUCUACCCACAAUGCAGUAGGGUGUAAACACAAGCAGCCCAUAUCAAGGGGAGUCCCCAUUAUAGACACAUUAAGAGUAUUGCUUUUUUUUUCACUGAAAAGCGUUUUUCAGAUUUAUUUUAUUUUAUUUUUUCUUGCUUGUAGAUUUGCAAUGAAAAAAGGAACACAAUGUUUCACUGUUCUUCUGCUGAAAUACUACUGAAAACAGUGAAAGAAAUUGUGAGAAUAUAUAUAUAUAUAUAUAUAUAUAUAUAUAUAUAUAUAUAUAUAUAUAUGUGUGUUUACUGUAAAUUGUAGCUCCCACAGUGUACAUCUGAAAUUUUGAAUCUUGUAAGUUGAAACAGGGCUACAUUUUGGUUGACAUUUUGGGCCUGAUAAAAGGAUAGGAGGAACAAAUAGAUUUGAAUGACUAACUUUAUUAUAUAUAUAUAUAUAUAUAUAUAUAUAUAUAUACAUAGUAAAUUGUUGAACUAGUAUAACGUUUAUAUAUUUUGUUUGAUAGAACAUGUCUAAUAAAAAACCCAUACAUUUUAUGCAUUCAUAAAUGUAUAAAAACAUGAAUUUUUCCUAAACAAAAUGUUGCUGGUAAUACCGAGGGAAUUUGUUGCCUUUAUUUUUUGCUCAGGAGGAAUCUGGAGGUAGAAGGGCAGUUAAUUUAACAAAGAUCAUUUAAAUCAAUUUCUAUUUAGUUUAAUGUACGCUGUUGUUAAAUGUAUGAGUACAUGAUAUACAUUUUUUCUUACUACUGAUACAAUGUAUGUCUGGGUCACUGUUUGUAAACCUAAGCAGUAAGAAUAGACUCACUUCCAUCUCCAACUGUCCCCAUGUUGGAAAAGGCAUGCUAAAGGCGAUCUUUAAUUGGGCACAAAAAGAUUUAUAAGGCUAGACAGGGGGGUGUAAUUACAUGUUACACAACGAGAGAUGCAUAUAUUGUACCAUCUACACUGCAGAAGCAUCUUUGUGGUGCAUUGCACCACAGGCAAAGUGCACAAAAAAAUUCCUCCGAGGUUUGGAGAGCUUUGAAAUUGGGUCUUCCAUUUAGUGAAAUUUGCCCAAUAUACCUUCAAUAUUUUAAUUAUUUGCACACUCUGAUGAGCUUUUGUCUUUUUCAUCAAUGUCAAAUUAUAUUAAAACAAAAAAAAAGACAACUACCCAUCCUCUUCCUCUGCCUGAAACACAGCUAUAAGAAACAGGUCCCCCCUCUAAGAAAGAAAAAGCAAAAGUUGCAGGAGCACAAAGAGGCACCAGUAGCUUUACAGAAAGACGUGGCAGGUUAAUUAAUUGGAUUCCUGUGUGUGUUGGUAAAAUAGUUCUAAUGAAAAGAAGGAUUAAGUGGAGCUGUUGAUACUGUAUGGGUGACAUACAUGGCAGAGAAACAGUGUACUAGGCUUUGUGCGAAAUAAAAUAGACGCAGAGAUAAGUUUGAAUACAUUUUUUAUUGUUAUUUUUUUUGCAGCUGUAUUUUUAUUGUUGGUAUCAGCUUUAUCAUGUCAAAUGUAGUUUUUUUUUCAUUUAAAAAGCUUAUUUACAAAUAAAGUACACCUUGUCAGAAUCCUCUGUAUACUUUAUUUGGCACAAUCUUUCCAUCUAUCUGUCUAGUCAUCUGUGUGUCUUUAUUUACAAUACAGAAAUGCAAAUUGCAUGUAGAAUAGCAUGUUUGUCUUUCUCAAUUAAUAGUUUCAUUUUUCAAAUGGGUUAUCUGGUCCAAGACUUUUUUUUUAAAUGUAUCUUAAAUAUGUUAAAAUUGAAAAUUGUAACAUAAUGCACAAAAAAACUAAAAUGUAUUGUCUUUAGACUACCUUGACUUCCCUACAGUUAACAUUUGUUAUUGUUAAUUAUUAAUGGAUAACCCACUAAUUUAUUUUACAUAUUUAAAUGUUUCUGUCAAUCAAAAAGUAUGAAACAAGUUAUUAUUAUUAUUAUUAUUAUUAUUAUUAUUAUUAUUAUUAUUAUUAUUAUUAUUAUUAAUAAUAAUAAUAAUAAUAAUAAUAAUAAUAAUAAUAAUAAUAGCAAUAAUGAUAAGAUCUAAUGUACACCCAACUGUAUAUACUAAGGCUGUAAUUUCAUUGAGGAUUUCUGGUGACGUAUCUGUUUAUCACUCACCAGAAUCAAUGGAUGGCAUUUCAGCCGUACGGUAGUACAGUAUGUAGUUUUUUUUGUUUGUUUGUUUUUUGUUGUUUUUUGUUUUUUGUUUUUUUAAGCAUGUUAACAUAAUUAAAGUAGACAUGGAAACUUAUUACAAGCAAUUGUGAUUUUAACAAUUAAAGAAUAGGGGCAUAUUCACAGAGCAUGUAACAUAGUGCUAAGUGUUAUUUUGUAAAAUGAAAAGCAAAACUGCUACAGAACAAACAAGAAACUAGUAGUAAACAUGUAGGGGCUCUAAAACGAACCUCCUGAGCUUUAUAACACCAAUGUUUUGUUUUAUUUUUGAUGUUAACUUAGCAUUGGGAUACAUGUUUUGUGAACAUUAGUCUAAGUAUUAAGAGCACUAUUUAAAUAACUGUUAGGAUUUCAUUAAUAUGUACUUAUUGUAUACAUAGUUUGAUCUGCUGUCUAAACAUAGACAUUUUGGCACCAACUGAGUGUCACAUGGGUCAAAUAAAAAUUCUUGCAUUG
This is a messenger RNA of Acipenser ruthenus (sterlet), 6635 nucleotides long. Its product is annotated as anthrax toxin receptor 2-like. Gene Ontology annotation, cellular component: membrane. The record is from RefSeq and is a predicted model, not a curated record. Bases 423 to 1865 code for a protein of 480 amino acids. NCBI's taxonomy places the organism in Eukaryota, Metazoa, Chordata, Actinopteri, Acipenseriformes, Acipenseridae. The transcript has 17 exons. Gene Ontology annotation, molecular function: signaling receptor activity.